This is a messenger RNA of Podarcis raffonei (Aeolian wall lizard), 1038 nucleotides long. RefSeq names its product cytochrome c oxidase assembly factor 7A. Gene Ontology annotation, molecular function: protein binding. Gene Ontology annotation, cellular component: mitochondrial intermembrane space. The record is from RefSeq and is a predicted model, not a curated record. Lineage: Eukaryota; Metazoa; Chordata; Lepidosauria; Squamata; Lacertidae. Bases 165 to 722 code for a protein of 185 amino acids. The transcript has 2 exons.
UCCUCCAUAGGGCAGAGCGGAAGUUGCCUGUGCCGUGUACGUCGCUGAUUUUCUUCCGCCUGGUGCAGGGGGGCAAGAUUUCCUGGGACGCUUUCACCUUGCAGGGAGAAGCGCAAGUAUAUGCCGAGCGUUUUCCUUCCUCCCCUUCCCUUCUUUGCAGAGAAAUGGCUGGGCUGAUCAACUUCGAGGAUGAAGAGGAGGUGAAGGAGUACUUAGACAAUCUGGGUGUGGAGUUCAGCUUCCAGUGCUAUAAGGAGAAAGAUCCAGACGGUGGGCUCCCUGCAGAUUUGAAAACUGCCUACAACUGUUUUUUGAAGUCUUGUGAGAAAGGUGGGAAGAAAUCCAUAGAUGCUUGUCACAAUACUGGACUGCUGGCACAUGAUGGACGGGGCAAUGAUGAUGAGAAGCCCAACGCACUCCUAGCCAGGGAUUAUUACAGUAAAGCUUGUGAUGGCGGUUUUGCCCCCAGCUGUUUCAAUCUUAGUGCAAUAUAUCUCCAAGGAGCCUCUGGGAUACCAAAGGAUAUGAACCAGGCUUUGGAAUACUCUCUGAAAGCGUGCGACUUGGGACACAUAUGGGCAUGUGCCAACGCUAGCCGAAUGUACAAGCUAGGGGACGGAGUUGCGAAGGAUGAUGCCAAGGCAGAAACCCUAAAGAAUAGAGCAAAAGACCUGCACAAAGAACAGCAGGCAGCUACAAGAUCCUUAACAUUUGGAGAGUAAGCCCAGUCAAGUGCAUUAGCGUUUUCUCAAGAAACAUACUUUGUACAAUAGUGCACAGACAUUGGGUGGAAUUCAGCAUUGCAGUAUUGCAACAUUGCUGCUUGCCAGACAGAAUGAUUCCCCCUCUCCUCCCCCUGCCUGCUGUUCUGGGGGUUCUCCAAACACCUGCCGUGAGGCAAUUUCGGGAGGCACCCAGCGGGAGGAAAUGGGGGGAAAGGUAUAGAGUUUGAUUCAAAAAAACAUUUGUGUGAAUGAGUGUCUCUUUUUGCCUGUACAAAUUAUUGUUUUGUAAACACAAUAAAAACCAAUAUUUUUA